AUGAGUUUUAUAAAAAGAACUGCAAUUGAUAUACAAUUAUACGAUACAACAGAUUUUUAUAUAGGUUUAAGUUUAGCAAUUAGUUCUAGUGUUUUUAUAGGUGCUAGUUUUAUUAUCAAAAAAAAGGCACUAAUUCGACUUCAAAAACGCGGUGCAUUACGAGCUUCAUCCGGAGGAUUUGGAUAUUUAAAAGAAUGGAUGUGGUGGUUUGGUCUUUUUUUAAUGGGAAUAGGAGAAGUAGCAAAUUUUGCUGCUUAUGCAUUUACACCAGCUUCAUUGGUUACUCCGUUAGGAGCAUUUAGUGUUUUAAUAUCUGCAAUAUUAGCAUCAAGAUAUCUAAAUGAAAAACUUAAUUUACUAGGAAAGAUUGGUUGUCUUUUAUGCAUUUUGGGUUCUACAGUUCUUGUAAUUCAUUCUCCAAAGGAAGAAGAAAUUAAUACAUUAAAUGAACUUUUAGACAAAGUCAAAGAUCCAGGAUACAUUAUUUAUAUAUUCAUUGUGAUAAUAUGCAGUAUUCUAAUUAUUUUUUAUAUUGGUCCUGCCUAUGGAAAGCAAAAUAUCAUGGUCUAUAUUUAUCUAUGUUCAUCUGUGGGUUCAUUAACUGUAAUGAGUUGUAAAGUACUCAGACUAACUUUGAAAGAAACUAUGCUUGUUUUCGAUAAUGGAUUUACAAAUUGGUUAACAUGGGCUUUUUUAUCAUGUGUUAUAGUUUGUAUUAGUAUACAAAUGAAUUAUUUAAGUAGAUUGCUUGAUUUAUUUGAAACUACAAUUGUAACACCUAUUUAUUAUGUAUUCUUCACAACAUUGGUAAUCUUUGCAUCUGCCAUACUAUUCAGAGAAUGGGAAAAUAUGGGUGUUGAGGAUAUUUUAGGUUCAUUUUGUGGUUUCUUAACUAUAAUAAUUGCAAUAUUUCUGUUAAAUGCAUUUAAAGAAUUGGAUAUAUCUUAUAAAGAUAUCAGACAUAUAUUUCAGCCAAAAAAAAAACUAGUUACAAGUAGCAACAAUCAAUGGAGCAGUAGAAAUGAGGAAAGACUAAUUACAAGGCUAGAAAAAGAAUUAAACCACACAUAUGAGGCUCAAGCUUUAACAAAAACUGUAUAA
This is a messenger RNA of Eufriesea mexicana, 1101 nucleotides long. It is a transcript of the gene spict, whose product is annotated as magnesium transporter spict. The record is from RefSeq and is a predicted model, not a curated record. The transcript has 4 exons. Gene Ontology annotation, molecular function: magnesium ion transmembrane transporter activity. Bases 1 to 1101 code for a protein of 366 amino acids. Gene Ontology annotation, cellular component: membrane. NCBI's taxonomy places the organism in Eukaryota, Metazoa, Arthropoda, Insecta, Hymenoptera, Apidae. Gene Ontology annotation, biological process: magnesium ion transport.